AUGAUGAAACGGGUUGUGCUGGAAGGCGAUGAGCUUUUCUCAUUUUUACAUAUGACGGGAAGUUUGCUUGAAAAGGCUAAAUCCAUGGGAAGCAACUUCUUUGACACUGUUGGUUGCCCUUUCCCAUUGCAAAGGAGAAUUAUAUCGUUGCGAAAGCUUUGUCCAAUUGCUUCACAGGAAGCCAUUUCGACAGUUUCAGAAUCCACUGUUGGCGAAGUAAUUCAUUUACGCAUAUUUGCUGAUGACUCUCCAAUAAAUCAAGCGCUCAAGAGAGGAGAUUCAGUUACCCAGUGGAAAAGAAACCUUGAGUGUUUGCUUCAAUGUUUCUUUGCACUCUCUCUCCGGGUAUCAGUAACUCUCAGUCUUUGA
This is a messenger RNA of Prunus armeniaca (apricot), 369 nucleotides long. The record is from the annotation of a GenBank genome assembly. NCBI's taxonomy places the organism in Eukaryota, Viridiplantae, Streptophyta, Magnoliopsida, Rosales, Rosaceae.